AUUCAGUUCUCGUUGAGUUUGUGUCCAGGAUGGGACGAGUUCCGGCAAAGAUGCACACGCUCCUCGCGCUCCUCCUCCAGCUUCUGGUGGCCUCCAUCCACGCUAUCGAGUGGUCGCUUCCGGAUGUGAUCAAUUCCAUCGGAAAUGUGGGCACCAGCAUCGUGGAUCCCAGUCUUCUGCCCACACCCCAAGGACUCCUCGAAGGCAGCAAGCAGCUCAUCGCGGGAUAUCCAUUCGAGUUCGUCUCCAACUCCCUGAACGUCAUUUGCUCCCAGGCGCUGGCUUCAAACAAAAUCAAGUCGAAAUACUCGCCGGAUAUCAAUAAAAUGAACUUCCAACUGCAAACGGCGUGUGAAAAGAAAAACUUCCCACUUACAAGUCCGGAGUCCAUGUGGAAGAGUCCGCUUUUCGAUGUCAAGAAGAAGGUCGUCAUUCUGGCCACCGGAUGGACCACCACCGUGAAUGGUUCCGAUACCAUCGAAGUCUUCUCAAAGGCCUAUAAUUGCCGUGGGGAUGUCAACUUUGUGGCGGUGGAUGCUGCUCGUUUCGUUGAUACCCUGUACACCUGGUCGGCUUUCAAUACGGAGGAGAUUGGCGAGAACAUCGCCCUCGGAUUGGUGAAGCUUCUCGAUCUGGUGCCGGUGGAGAAUAUCCACUUGAUUGGCCAUAGCCUGGGCGCCCACAUUGUGGGUUCGGCGGGACGGCACCUGCAACACCUGACCAAUCAGACGAUACCCAGGAUUACUGGAUUGGAUCCGGCCAAGCCGUGCUUCAACGAGGGUGAAGCCCUCUCUGGUCUGAUGCGCGGAGAUGCCCACUUCGUCGAUGUGAUCCAUAGCAAUCCCGGGGUGCUGGGCAAGCGGGAUCCGGUGGGCGAUGUGGACUUCUAUCCGGGCGGAAUGAGCCCCCUUGCGGCGGGCUGUUUCUCGGUAACCUGUGCCCAUGCCCGAUCCUGGGAAUAUUUUGCGGAAACCGUUUUCCCAGGCAAUGAGCGCAACUUCAUGGCCACUCGCUGCAAUUCGAUAUCCAAACUGCGCGAUUUCCGCUGUCCGGGCGACGAGGUGCCCAUGGGAUAUGCGGUGCCGCAAAACAUUAAGGGCAACUAUUUCCUGGAGGUCAGCGCCUCCGCACCGUUCGGCAUGCAUGCCUCCGUUGUGCGAUCGGCCCACUUGGAGCAUUGCGGCCUGUGUCCCGAGUCCACGAGCACCACUGAGGUGCCGAGCACCACAACCACGGGGAAGCCGGGUUCCUGGUUCUCAGGAUAAGGGGCAUAUCCUCCAAAUCACCAUUCCCAUAAUCUAUCCUAAGCUAGCAAUAAGCCUUGUUUUUUUUUUUUGGCUCAAACCGAUUGCGGUCGAUAAGCAAUACACAACUUGCCUUCUAAGCGUUGACAUUUCAAUUAAAUUUGUGUUUACUGUGCUUAUGCAAAGCCCAAACGGAAAAGGCAGCAGGCUCACGAACUUGGAAUACCCUACAUAUGUGAUAACGAAGGAUAAUGGUAAAAGGCAUAAGCAUACUUAAAUAAAUAUGAAU
Molecule: messenger RNA, 1533 nt
Organism: Drosophila melanogaster (fruit fly)
Lineage: Eukaryota; Metazoa; Arthropoda; Insecta; Diptera; Drosophilidae
Exons: 3
Coding region: 30-1265 (411 amino acids)
Biological process (GO): lipid metabolic process
Cellular component (GO): extracellular region
Molecular function (GO): lipase activity
Source: RefSeq, marked reviewed